This is a messenger RNA of Mycotypha africana, 1032 nucleotides long. RefSeq lists its product as uncharacterized. NCBI's taxonomy places the organism in Eukaryota, Fungi, Mucoromycota, Mucoromycetes, Mucorales, Mycotyphaceae. The record is from RefSeq and is a predicted model, not a curated record. The coding region runs from base 1 to 1032 and encodes 343 amino acids. The transcript is spliced from 2 exons.
AUGGCCGCAUCCCUUCUUCGUAACAACAACAACGAAAGCAAUACCCCGUCAUUUCAUAAGGGCGUGAGUGACGAUACACACAAUAGUCGUUUUAUUCAAUUCAUACAAAAUAGUACCGUCGCAGAUGUUUUGAACAUGGUGAAGCCAGAUCAACCGUAUGAAUUAUUCGACUUGCCAUUGACGGCAACCAUGGAAGAGGCUUUUGAUUUGCUUUUGAAACAUGACAUCUUAUCUCUUCCCGUAUACCGACUCGAGGACAAUAACGAAAAGAAGUAUAUCACCUUUGUAAGCGCAUUAGAUUUAUUAAAGCUCUUGAGCACCAAGGUAAAUUUACCCAUAAAACUUUUCAUGCAUAAAAUUUACCCCGUAAUACAAAGCGGGUUUAUCCAUCUCAUUGCCAUUACAAAAGAACCUUUGACCGUACUCGCUCUUUCUGAUUCUUUAGCAUCGUUACUAAAUAUCUUGAGCGUGCAAGGCACACACCGUGUUCUUGUCAAAACCCCACAGCAACAACAUGUCGUGUUAUCACAAAUGGACCUGAUCCGCUAUUUCCAAGCAUCCAAUCAUCAACUUGGUUCUCCGAUUUUAGACAUGUCUGUUUCUGAAAUGAAGUCGUCGCCCGUCCAUACAUGUCUCACUUAUAAAUCAACAGCAGCAAAAGCCUUUCUUACGCUCACGUCAGAUGACUCUAUCAGUGCUUUACCGUUGAUCGAUGAUACCAACCAAUUGGUAGGUGAUAUCAGUGCUCAAGAUAUACGUGGACUGAACAAAAGCCGUUGGUCCAUAUUGUCAAAACCCGUCAUGAUGUUUCUGAAAGAAAGAUACGGUGAUAAUGAAGAAGAUAGACCACAGUUAUUGACGUGCCAUGAUAAAUUCACAUUAUCGCAAGUCAUGUCAGCCUUUGUUUUACGUAGAGCACAUCGACUAUGGUGGAUGGAUUUUGAGACAAAUGAGUUGAAAGGAAUUAUCACAUUGACGGAUAUUUUGUCGACUUUUGCACAGGUCGCAGCAGCAGUCGGUGUGUCUUUUUGA